UAGUCACGCGUACAAGUUGAUCAUUGUGAAUUCCGUGUCCUUCGCCAUUUUCCACUUCUGUUCACCGACUCUCCUUUGGCCAUGGCUGCCAGGGCCUUCCCCUCUUCCUCUUCUUCCUCCCAUCCCAGCUGGACCUACGACGUCUUCUUGAGUUUCAGAGGCGGCGACACGCGCAAGAGCUUCACAGAUCACCUCUACUUCGCUCUCACAGAUGCCGGAAUCAACACCUUCAGAGAUGACAACGAGCUCCGAAGAGGAGAAGAUCUCACAUCCGAACUCUUCUCGGCAAUCCAAGGGUCCAGAAUCUCUGUCAUUGUCUUCUCUAGGAACUACGCGGAGUCCAAGUGGUGCCUGGAGGAACUUGUGAAGAUCAUGGAGUGCCGAAGAACGGUGAGGCAACUGGUUCUGCCAAUCUUCUACGAUGUUGAACCGUCGGAUGUGCGCCACCAAACGGGUAGUUUUGUGAAAGCAUUUUUGAAACAUGAAGAGCGUUACUUGUUGGACAAGGUAAUCAGGUGGAGGGAAGCUCUGGUUGAGGCUGCUAAUUUGUCCGGAUGGGAUCUAAGAAACACUGCAGACGGGCAUGAAGCUAAGUUUAUUAGGAAAAUUGUUGCAGCGGUUUCAAGGGAACUCAAUAGCACGUACUUAUAUGUCACACUCUACCCGGUUGGAGUAGAUUCUCGUGUGCAAGACAUCACCUCAUUGUUAGGGGUUGGAGCCGAUGAUGUCCGCAUGGUAGGAAUUUGGGGAAUGGGCGGAACUGGAAAAACAACCAUUUCUAAAGCCAUAUAUAACAAAUUUUUUCUUAGUUUUGAAGGUAAGAGUUUUCUUCCAAAUAUUAGGGAAACUUCUAAGCAACCCAAUGGUCUGGUUCAAUUACAGAAGCAACUUCUUUCUGAUAUCUUGAAGAUGGACAAGACAAAGGUGAACAAUGUUGAUACUGGAAUUGCUAUAAUACAAGAAAGACUUCGUCAUAGAAGGGUGCUUCUUAUACUUGAUGAUGUAGACCAGUUGGAGCAACUCAAUGCCAUAGCUAGAAGUCGUAAUUGGUUCGGUCCAGGAAGUAGAAUUAUUAUAACAACUAGAGAUGAGCAAUUGCUAAAGAUGCUUGAAGUAGAUGCAUUAUAUACAACAAAAGAAAUGAGUGAAAUUGAGUCUCUAGAGCUCUUUAGUUGGCAUGCCUUUAGGAAAAGUUCUCCAACUGAUGAUUAUAUGGACUUGUCAAGAGGAAUCGUUGCUUAUUCUAGAGGAUUACCACUAGCUCUUGAAGUUCUGGGUUCUUUUCUAUUCUCUAGGAGCAUGCAGGAAUGGGAAAGCACAUUUGAGAAAUUGAAAAGGAUUCCUCAUGAUCAAAUUCAAAAAAAGCUUAGAAUAAGCUUUGAUGCACUAAGCGAUAGUACUCUGAAGGAUAUAUUCCUUGAUAUAUCCUGUUUCUUUAUCGGAAUGGACAAAAACUAUGUUAUACAAAUAUUGGAUGGAUGUGGUUUUUUUGCAGAGAUUGGAAUUAGUGUCCUCAUUCAGCGGUGUCUUCUUUCAGUUGGUGAGAGAAACAAGCUCAUAAUGCAUGAUUUGCUUCGAGAUAUGGGAAGAGAAAUUGUUCAAGAAGAAUUCCCCAAAAUACCGGGAAAGUGUAGUAGAUUAUGGUUGCAUAAAGAUGCACUUGAUAUAUUGGCAAAGCAUGAGGGAACAGAAGCAGUUGAAGGACUUACUUUAAAAUUUCUAAAACUAAGUGAGGUUACUUUCAGUACAACAGCAUUUAUAAAGAUGCAGAGAUUGAGAUUACUCCAACUUGAUCAUGUACACCUCACUGGAGAUUAUGAACAUCUUUCCAAAGAGUUAAGGUGGCUCCGUUGGCACGGAUUCCCUCGAGAGUUUAUGCCAAACGACUUUUACUUAAGAAACCUAGUUGCGAUUGACUUGCGAUAUAGCAAUCUUACACAAGUUUGGAAAAAUUCCGAGCAACUGUUCGAAGAGUUGAAAUUCCUAAAUCUCAGUCAUUCCUAUAACCUGACUCGGACUCCUAACUUUGCAAGACUCCCUAAUCUUGAGAAACUAAUACUCAAAGAUUGUACGAGUUUGUUUGAGGUUCACCAGUCUAUUGGAGAUCUUAAUAAUCUCAUUUUGGUAAAUUUGAAAGAUUGCAGAAGUCUUGAAAGUCUGCCAAUGAGUUUCUAUAAGUUGAAGUCUCUUCAAACUCUCAUUCUUUCUGGUUGUUAUAAAUUUGACAAUUUGGCUGAUGAGUUGGGGGAGAUGGAAUCCUUGACAACUUUUCUUGCAGAUAACACUGCUAUAACACAAGUGCCACGUACCAUAGUACAAUUGAAGAACCUCACAUGCUUGCAGUUGUGUGGGUGUAAAGGAUUGCCAUCUAAGUCACUCCCUUCACUCCUUUGGUCCUGGAUAUCUCCUAGGAAAAGUCCGAAGUCAGUCAAUCUAUUGCCUGCUUCAUUACAAGGCUUGAACGCACUAAGAAAAUUAUCUCUUAGAGAUUGCAAUUUAUCAGAUGAUGCAAUUCCUAAAGAUCUUGGAAGUUUAUAUUCCCUUGAAUCUUUAAAUCUAGAAAACAAUCAUUUUCGUAGCCUACCAUCGAGCCUUGGUGGUCUUUCGAAGCUUCGAAGGCUCAUUUUGGAUAAUUGCACAAAGCUUCGAUCUAUUCCAGAUUUACCACCAGAUUUGAAAUAUCUAGAGGUCAAUAAUUGCAAUAAAUUAGUCGAGAUUCCGGUCUUGAAAAAGUUGUUCAAGUCCAUUUGGGAGAUUCAAUUGGCAGGGUGCAGCAGUUUAACAAAUACUUUUAAACAAAGCAUCAUAAAGGAAUGGAUCACUCGGAGUGACAUUAAUCUUUAUGGCAUUUUUCUACCUGGCAAUGAUAUUCCUGAUUGGUUUACGUGUAAGAAUGAGGGACCCUCCGUAUCUUUUGAAAUGACUCACAUUUUUCCUAAUUGGUUCACAAUAUGCAUUGUUUAUUCAUCAUGUCCUGACAAGAUGGUAGAUCGUGAUGCAACCAAUUCUUUCCCUCUAAACCUUACAGUAAUCAAUUAUAGCAACAGUACAACUCGGGCUACAAUUGCAUAUGAACUACCAAUCGCCCAUGACGUUGAAGAUCACAUUUGCCUAAUCCAUGUUGCUAAACGUUGGUUCGGUUUGGAGUGCGGUGACCAAGUAAAGGUUAUCGUAGAUUGUGGGCCACGAGUCAAUGUUAAGAAAACAGGGGUUGUUGAUGGAAGUGGGAUUCAUUAUGCCUCUACAUCGAAUAAGGAUGCCAUUGUUGUUAGUGACGAUGGAGAUAAAUCUAUGGAGUCUAAAAGAGGCCUUGGUGAUGAUAAAUCAUAUUCAAGCCAUGGUAGCUUUGACGACGAUCGAGAGGCUAAACGAUUUGAUUUGUAUUCAAAGAUUUCAAUGUUGAUUCUCAUUUUUCUUUUAAUUUUGUAUAUAUUUAUUCUGAAGUUGUUUUAACGAGUUCUUUUGGCUUCGCUGGAGAACUUUCAAUCUUUGAUUUGAUUUUCUGUUGGUUUGAA
Alnus glutinosa is the source of this 3515-nucleotide messenger RNA. Its product is annotated as disease resistance protein RPV1-like. The transcript is spliced from 5 exons. Gene Ontology annotation, biological process: defense response; signal transduction. The record is from RefSeq and is a predicted model, not a curated record. The coding region runs from base 82 to 3453 and encodes 1123 amino acids. Gene Ontology annotation, molecular function: protein binding; ADP binding. Lineage: Eukaryota; Viridiplantae; Streptophyta; Magnoliopsida; Fagales; Betulaceae.